This is a messenger RNA of Phyllotreta striolata, 2987 nucleotides long. The record is from the annotation of a GenBank genome assembly. NCBI's taxonomy places the organism in Eukaryota, Metazoa, Arthropoda, Insecta, Coleoptera, Chrysomelidae.
CAACUUUCGAAGUAAUGGCGCGUUUAAAUCUCAUCCUCUUCGCGCUAUUUUAUUUCUUCUACCACCCAUCAGAAGCCACAUUUUGUCGCCGCCCCAUCGUGAACAAAAGCCACGUGUACAUUUACACCAGCAUAGGAAAAGUACCGGUCGAAGUGCGACGAUGCCAAAUCAACGACGACAAGUACCCCAAAACAGACCAGUACUCCGACAUAACUGAUAAGUGUAUCGCAACUUUUACCGAUGAAUCCCACGGUUCGGGCUUGGAUUCCUACGUUUCCGAAGCCGAUCUGAUCAAGAACGAGAUCUACCUGAAGUCCGGUACCACCUGCAGGUACGAUAUCGGUUUCUGUUUCGAUAGCAAAUCAGGCAACCAGUACGCUGUGGUAUGGGAUGUUGUGGAGAAACCGCAGAUGAAAUGCCCCGAUACCUUGCAUUUGUUGUUCGAAGGCGACGUGGAAUUUUGGCACUUCAAGAAGCAGGAGCAACAGCAGCAGCAGCAGAAUGGGCUGGAGCAGAAGCAGGACCAACGGAAGGAAUUCAAAUAUUUGUUCUACCCGAAGCGAGACGAGAACGCGGCUUUCUACUUGGCCUUGGAGAACAAGGAAGAGUGCCAAGGUAACCAAGUUUGGUACACCGAAGAAGGUUACGUGUUAUCUUUGGUACCACUUAAAACAAAGGGGGUUGAUAUUGUUAGCAAUUAUUUUUCGUACGAUACUAAAGAACAAAUAAGCGAAAGAAUACUGGAGAAUUGCGAGAUCAAAUCCCUACCGGUUAAUGAUUACCCAAAGACAAUCACAGCGAAACAGUUGCUAGAUCCACACAACACCAAAUAUCUACUCAAUAAAUUCAAUGCUAUAUUAAACAAGUACGAUGAUUUAUUAAAAAAGGAACAAGCCUCCACAGCGCUCUUCAUGCGCAAGCAAUUCCAGGAACUCAAACAACAAGCCGAGGCUCUACUUCAACAAAUCAACAACACCAACGAUGAUUUAAACAAAUUAAAAAACGACAAUCGAGCUGUACAAGAAAUCGAACAAAAAAUCGAGAAACUGAUCAAAAACGACGUAGAACAGGAGAAGAAAAACACCCAGCUCAUCAUAUCCAACAAAAAACUAACGCAGCAAUCGAAGCUCGGCGACAUGGACUUGGAGAAACUGGCCGAUAGAGUGGAACUCAUCCAAACCGUCGUCAACACGCAUAUACCGGAAUUCACCGAAAAGUCCGAAGUUAUAGAAAAAUUCACACAGUUAGAAAUCGAAUUCCACCAACAGAUCAAAGAACUCGCCGCCAAUCUGACCAUGGCUCUAAUAGAUGGUGGUACCAAAAGCGGAGUUAAAACCAGCGGUGUCAAAGGCGGUACCGCCAACACUAGAAGAGUACUCGAGCAAAUCGUGCUGCAAAAAUUGAAAUCUUACAACGCCGAUCAAUGCGAAGCAGCGGUAAAUGGCUUGAGGGAAAAAACCCAGUUGAUGAUCGACCAAUUAACCCAAGUAACUUACUCCAACAUAUCCCAAUUGGAGGAUAAAUUGUUGAGUAGUAUAGAAAAACUUUCAGCAUCGAACGAACCAAUGGUUGUGGAUAUUAAAGAGCUGUACACGAAAAUCGAUUCGUUAGAAAAAACCGUUACAGUUAAAUACACCAAAGACCAACCAAAACAAGUAGAAGUACCCACCAAUGAUAUUUUUGAUAAAUUGGAGAGUCUAUUGAGAAGCGACUGGAAAUUGGAGAAGUCUAUCGAGAAAUUACAAGAGGAAAUCGAUGAUCUAUCAGGAAUUCCCGAAAAAAUCAAAGACUUGGAACCUAAAACCGAUUUAUCCCAACAAAAUCGCUACGAACGCUUAGAUUCCUUAGAAUCCGUCGCUGUACAUUUGGAAAGAGACAUUAAAAACAAUAACAUCACUAUCGAUGAAUUGAAAUUGAAAAUUCGCGAUAUUUUAGAUAAAUUACACAGAUACGAAGCGGAUGAAGAAGGUCGGUCGGAUAAGUUUUCCACCAUCGAUGAGCGCAUUAAAGCGAUUUACGGGCUGAUGGAGGAGCAAUCGAAAAUCCACGCGCAAAAGGUGGAAAAAGUCGAAAGCUCAAGCAAAACCAAAAUCACCGAUGCCUUCGGUCAAAUCAAACAGGCACUGAAAGACGUUGAAAAUCAUUUAAGCGAAAACAGCGAGAGAAUAACCAAAUUAGAAAACGAAGAUCACGAUGACGAUAAACUAAUCGACGCUAUUAAAAACGAAUUAACGCAACAAGAAGCCAAUUUGAAGGAAUUUGAAGAUUCAGUUCACAACAAAACCACCAAAUGCAUGCACCACAACAACCAGCAAGACUCCCACAUAACAAACUUACAGAAAAACCUCACCGAUCUAUUCGACAUGCUGAAGAAACAAGAAGACAACAUACUAAAACUCGACAAACAACAACAACAAUACACCGACUUAGUCGAACCGGAUCUAGAAGAACUAGUCGAAGGAAGAGACCACACCAAAGGAAGAGACCACGCCAAAGGGCGAGACCACGCCAAAGGAAGAGACCACGCCAAAGGGCGAGACCACACCAAAGCCGCCUACCAUCAACCCGACGAAGACGAUCAAUCCCAAAUCGAAGAGAUGAAAGCGCAACUGGAGCGCAACGCCAAAACCAUCGCCGAGCAGCACAACCAGAUCCUCGCUCUCGAGAAGAACCUCCAGGAGCUGAACCAGCUGGUGCGCAAAACCAUCAGCGCCGAUCAGGAGACGUUCAAAGACAUCGACAGGAAAUUCUCCGCGCAAAGCGACGAUUUGGAAUCCCUGCAGAACGGUUUGACGGUGAAGAUUAGCCAAUGCUGCAACUCUGGACCUCCAGGUUGGACCAAAAACGGCGUGAAGACCAAUCCCAGCCAGAAUCACGGCAAUCACGGCAAUCACGGCAAUCACUUUGGCAGAGGUCAUUAUUAGAAUUAGCUUCAAUUAUUAGAAUGUGUCUAUUACAGUUGAUAUAAAAUUUUAUUGAUUGUUAAA